This is a messenger RNA of Trachemys scripta elegans, 3586 nucleotides long. RefSeq names its product progestin and adipoQ receptor family member 4 (gene PAQR4). Gene Ontology annotation, cellular component: membrane. NCBI's taxonomy places the organism in Eukaryota, Metazoa, Chordata, Testudines, Emydidae. Bases 86 to 934 code for a protein of 282 amino acids. The record is from RefSeq and is a predicted model, not a curated record. The transcript is spliced from 3 exons. Gene Ontology annotation, molecular function: signaling receptor activity.
GGGUUCUAUGCCCAGCAGGGUCUCUGUGUUCUGCAUCCCCUGCUGAGCUCACCCCUGGCCUUCAGGGACCUUGGUCCUAGAGCCUAUGGGGCCAGGUGGAACCGUUGGCUGGGGCAGGAGUGACAGUGGAUCCCUGUUGAGCCGUGACCUUCUCUGCCUCCUCCAGCAUCCCCGCGGCCCCCCCUUCCUGGUGCCUGAGACAUCUCCUGGGAUUAGCUGGGAUCAGCUCAGCUCAGGGGCAGAUUCACCUGAAGAGGCAGAGGCAGCCGGAUGGUUUAGAGGCAUCCCCCUGUUGGGCUUCAUCUUCCUGCUGCCCCUGUCCAUCCCGUGGGCGCGGAUCUCGGUGGGCUGGCUGGCCGUGGUGCACUACCUGGCCUGCGUGGUGCCCCAGCUGGGCAGUGUGCUCUACCACCUCUUCAUGAACCACGAGGGGGGCCCGGCCGUCUACCACACCCUGCUGACCCUCGACAUGUGCGGGGUCUGCAUGGUCAACACGCUGGGUGCCCUUCCCAUCAUCUACUGCACCCUUGCCUGCUCCCCACUUCCCCGCAGCGCCGCCCUGCUGGCCUACACGGCGCUGUCCAGCUACGCCAUCAUCUGUGCGGUGACGGCCCACUCCAACGUGCGGCGCCUGCGCUCCUUCGCCUGGCAGGCCCUCUUCCGCUUCUUCUUCUUCUACCUGCGCUGGGUGGGCCUGGGCACAGGCCACCCCUCCUCGCUGCGCUCGUAUCUCAUCAUGGAUGGCCUGGCCCUGCUGGGGGGCAUCAUCAACGUCUCCCGCAUGCCUGAGCGCUGGCAACCCGGCCGCUUCGACUACUGGUUCAACAGCCACCAGAUCAUGCACGUGCUGGUGGUGGUCAGCAUCCUCUACCUCCACUGGGGGGUGGUGGCCGACUUGCUGUGGGUCACCAGUUAUGCCUGCCCCCAGGACUGACUAGGCCCGCCAGCCAGCGGGGAAUGGUGUGGUCUUGUGGCUGCAUCCCUCCAGGUCACCACACGAUGGAUUCCCGUUGGCCAAGGGGUCUUCUGGGUGGCCGGUGGUGGAUUCUCAUUGGCCAAGAUGUCUUCUUGAUCCACUCCCGUUGGCCAACAAUGGAUUCCCAUUGGCCAAGGCGCCGUCUCCAGUCCUUUUGGCCAAGGGGUCUUCUGGAUGGCCAAUGAUGGAUUUCUGGUGGUUUUGGUGACUUCUGGAUCAACUCCCAUUAGCUAAGGGGUCUUCUGGCUCAGCAGAGCAGGGCUCCCACUGGCUGAGAGUCAUUGUGGAUCACCAGGGUUGGAUUUCCAUGGUCGAGGGCUCUUCUCUGUGCCAGCAAUGCACUUCCAUUGGCUAGACUCUGGAUAGACUCCCUUUGGCUGAUGAGGGUGCUUCUGGGUCACUAGCCACAGACUUCCAUUAACGAAGCUCCAGCCAGAUGCCCACUGUCCGUGGGUCAUGCUGGACCACCAGGGAUGGAUUUCUAUUGGCUGCGAUCCUUUGGAUCCUUCUGGAUCACCAGCAGUGCUCGCCCAUAGGGACUGGGGGCAGGGUGCGGGGCUGCGAGGGGGCACUAUUUUGAGGAGCUAGGGGGUGGAGCAGCCCCUUCUCCCCCUUUUAUCCAGGUAUCCUACAGACUUUGAGACACCAUGCAAUACUUUCUACUUUUUAAAGGGCUGACGAGGUGCCUGGAUGCUGGGGUCUGCACUGACUAGGGGCUCGGGGGAGGCAGCCCAGGAGAAGCUGUGUGCAUGGAGGGAGGUGGGGGGGGGGAUAAGGAGGUAUGGGGGGGGGGAAGGGGGCAGUGGAAUCAAAGAGCUACAGCGGGACUCCUGGGUUCUCUCCUGUUGUUGCCAUCAUCCUUGGGCCAAGCGGCUUCAGCUGCUUGUGCCUCAGUUUCCUGUUGCUCCCUGCUCUGGGGGUGGGGUGGGUGUUUCCUGUUACUGAGCCCUGGUCUGCACUCUCCCCCUGCAGAGGAACAGGUAUUCCCCUUUCUGCAGCAGUCACGGCUCCUGGUGCACUAACAGCCAGCAGGGGACUGUGUCCCCAUCAGCCUGUUUUUAUACUACACGUCCCAUCUGCUGCUAACCCUAUGGUGCUCACCGGGAGCCCCGGGCGUUGAGUGCCAGGGCUCUCCUUCCACCCUCUGCUGGCAUUGGGGUGUACCUACUGUUCCCCUUCCCCUUCCCCUUACGUAACUUAGGGCCACUCAACACAGAGGCAGCGCUGGAUCAUUGUUUUCCAAUCCCUGUUCACUGGGCCCUGGAUAGCUAAUCUGGAUUCUGAGCAGGGAGGUGUGUGUGUGAAUGAAGCUAAACUGGAUUCAGAAGCCACAGGUGUGGGAGUAGCUGAACUGGUUCUCAAUCUGGAUUCCAGUUGGCCGCAUGCAUAUAUAGCUAAACUCGUUCUCAGUCUAGAUUCCUGUCCAGAGGCCAGGUGUGAAUGUAGCUAAAAUUGUUCUUAAUCUGGAUUCCAAUUGCCCAAGUGUGAAUGAAGCUACCCUGGUUCUCCAUCUGGAUUCCAAUUGGCCAUGUGUAAUGUAGCUAAACUCAUUCUCAGUCCUGAUUCCUAUCAUGAGGCUGCAUGUGUGAAUAUAGCUAAACGGUUUCUCAAUCAGGAUUCCAGGUGGGAGGCCGUGUGUCAAUAUAGCCAAAUUAGAUUUUUAAUCCAGAUUCUAAUCUGGUUUUACCAGGAAACGUAUAUGGUGUCAAGCUGGUUCUUAAGGUGGAAGCCAACUUACAGAAGCAGUUCUUAAAUUCCAUCUUGUUCUCCAAUUGUUUUGCUCAGUGUAAAUGAGGCCCGCUCAGCCUCAUUCCUGGCGGGCAGCCACACUGGUUUAGAAACCAGAUCAGUAUUAGAAACUUGCUUGAAUUGCCAUAUAGACAAACCUUUAAGGAAGCAGUACAAAGGGUAGUAGAGGUAGAGUAGGACCAUGGGUGGACAAAAUGGACAAUUGAGACAGCUGUGCUGUGCCAAGACAAGGAGCCAAGCAUCAACGGGUAACCAACCACACAGCAUGAUGUGGAUUACAGCAGGGAGAGAUGGGAGCAAGGACUCCUGGGUUCUAUCCCUGCUCAGGGAGGCGAGCAGGUUCUAAUGGUUAGUGUUGGGGGCCUAGGAGUUAGGACUCCUAGGUUCUGUCCCCAGCUCUAGGAAGGGGAUAGGGUCUAAUGGUUUGGGGACAGGGGAGAGGAGACAUCAGGCUUUCUGGGUUCUAUGUCUCUGUUGUCCCACCCUGUAACUGAGGCCAAAAGGAAAGCUAAGAAGUGGGUUGCAGGCUGUGAACUGUUCUCCCACGUUGAAGGGAUGGCUGUAUUUCUCUGGCCUCCCUCAGAGGGGUGCUGUUGGGUGGGUUCUGCUCCCCUGCCCCCCCAAAUCCAGUCUUGUCUCCGUUAUCUCAGGGCACAUGAACACAGCUAGUGUUCGCGGCUUAGUACCGAAGCAACAUAUCUUUUUAAAUUAAAAAUGCAAAACUGAAAAGUAAGAGGCUAAAAUCCACAUUGUGCCAGGGUGGGGGGAGCAGGGGGAUGGAGGUUCUUACGGGCCACUGCCUCCCUCCAGGGUCCUGUUGGAUGGUAGCUCUAGGCUUCAAUAAAGCAGAGACAGAGCUCA